UUUAAACUUAUAAUCUUCUUGUAAGAAGUAGAAACUACUUCCUCUCUAUAAAUUCAAAGGCUUCAAAAAAACCUCAGAAAGGUGAGAAAUGAUCUACGUGUUUAAGACUAUCCGACCACUAUCUUCAACAACUGUCUCUUUCUUGUCACCUCGGUGUAGAACUGGCAACAACGUUACCGGACUUAGUUUUGCGACCGCUUCUGACCAGCAAAAGAUGGAUAAGAAGCCUGAAAAUCCAAACGAGAAAACCGGGGACGUGAUCAUGUCGCAUUCGUUUGGAGAAGGGUACGCAACGAGGUCUGAUGAAGAAGGGUUUGGAGGAACCUAUGGAGGAAAUCAAACUUUCCAAAAGGACAACAAUGAUAAGGUCCAUGAGAACCCCCCUGAUUACGACACAACUCAAGGUAGCGAAGCCAAGGAGGAGGAGAAAGUUAGGAACCAGACGUAAACAAUUUUCGUUUUGCUUUUCUAUUUAAUUUUAUAAUAAAUAAAAUCAAACUUGUGCUAUGUAGAUUCUUGCUCAAGCUUUCUAUUGUGUUUUUGGACCCGGUAAUUUUGGUUUUUAUUUUUAUUUUUGUUACCAUCAUCACUGAGUUAUAUCAGUAAGACUAGGACACUUGUUUAUC
Messenger RNA from Brassica napus (rape), 626 nucleotides. RefSeq lists its product as uncharacterized. NCBI's taxonomy places the organism in Eukaryota, Viridiplantae, Streptophyta, Magnoliopsida, Brassicales, Brassicaceae. The coding region runs from base 89 to 448 and encodes 119 amino acids. The record is from RefSeq and is a predicted model, not a curated record. The transcript is spliced from 3 exons.